UCCGUUCGAAACGAACCAACCAACCAAUCGACGACGACGAGGUGCCAUGGCUCUCGCUGCUCCCGCGGCAUGCGCGUGCCGCGUGGCGCCGCCUCCUGUCUCCGGGCGCUGGCGCUCGCCGUCGGCGUCGGGCUAUUAUUUUACUGGGGCGGCGCGGUGGUGGCCGGGGGUGCGGAGGGGCAGGCGGAAGAGGUGGGCGGGGCUGAGGGCGAGGUGCGCCGAGCAGUCCGUCGUGAAGCCCGCCGCCGGGGAGGGGUUGGCCGGGGAGGACCCGCCGCGGCCGCCGUUCGAUCUCAACCUCGCCGUCGUGCUCGCCGGGUUCGCGUUCGAGGCCUACACCAGCCCACCCGAAGAUGUGGGCUGGCGCGAGAUUGAUGCGGCUGAAUGCCAGACAGUGUUCCUAUCUGAUUCAUUUCUCCGUGAAGUAUAUGAUGGCCAAUUGGUUGUGAGGCUGAAGAAAGGUGUAAAUCUUCCCGUGAUGGAUCCUUGGGGCACAAGUGAUCCUUACGUAGUUCUACAACUGAAUGGCCAAACUGCAAAAAGCAAAAUUAAAUGGGCGAUGAAGGAACCAACAUGGAAUGAAGAAUUCACAUUUAACAUUAGUUUAUCUCGAGAAAAUCUACUACAGGUUGCUGCUUGGGAUGCAAACCUUGUUACCCCACACAAACGCAUGGGAAAUGCUGGAUUAUACCUUGAAUCACUUUGCGAUGGAAAUAAUCAUGUCAUAACUGUUGAAUUAGAAGGCCUAGGUGGUGGUGGGACUAUUGAUUUGGAGGUCAGGUACAAGAGUUAUGAUGACAUUGAGCGUGAAAAACAAUGGUGGAGGAUACCGUUUGUGUCUGAUUUUCUUGUGAAGAGCAGCCUAGGAUCUGCUCUUAGAACUGUCCUUGGAUCUGAAAGUAUAAAUGCAAGUCAGUUUGUGCAAUCUGCAUUUGGGCAACUAAGUUCUUUCACUUACACAUAUCUUCCAAAGCCACCAUCUUUGGAUAGUGGACCUGAGGCCUCUAGAAGGGCUGAAGAAUCUGUAGAUAACUCAGUUGGAUCAAAUGAACUUGAAGAACAGAAGAUGGGUUCAAAAGCUUCUGGAGAUAGUUCAGAUUCUUGCAGUGAAGCUGAAUCUGCUGCUACAGUUGUGAACAACGAAGGAAGCGACCCACAAAAUAUGAAGGAAUCAGAUGAAUACUUCUGGAACGCUUUCACCAGUGUUCUCAACCAAAAUGUUCUCCAAAAUUUUGGAUUUUCUCUUCCUGAGGUUAAGCAAUUGGAUGGCUUUGACCUAUUAGGUUCACUUGGUUUAAAAUCAAGCGAAAUCGCUCAAAAGGAAUACUUAGAAUCUGGAUUAGCAACAGGAGAUACAUCAACCAGUGAAGGGAACGAAACAACUCCUAAAGAUGCAAUCGAUGUUGACAAUGAAGAUGGCACUCUUCCAAUUAAAGAGAACUUGCCUAAAGAGAAGGUUCAGGACUCCUUUCCAGACAUUAAUAAAGUUUCUUGGGACGUAUUGUCUCAAACAGAGAAUAUACUAGGAGCUUUGAUGAUUCUUUCUAGAAGCUUAUCAUCACAAGAUAUGGAGUUAGCUGUGGGGGAUGAUGUAAGUAGUAAAGAUGAUUCAGUCAAAGAACAAGAUGCUUAUGAUUCCACGGGUAAGGAUGAUGCUGCUGCAUCUACCAAAGUGUCUGUUGAUGCACAGAAAGCUGAGGAUAUGCGGCGACUAUUUGAGAGUGCAGAAACUGCCAUGGAGGCAUGGGCCAUGCUUGCCACUUCACUGGGGCGUAACAGUUUUAUAAAGUCAGACUUUGAGAAGAUAUGUUUUCUCGACAAUCUUUCAACAGAUACCCAGGUUGCCAUUUGGCGCGAUUCUUCACGAAGAAGGCUGGUUGUUGCCUUUCGAGGAACAGAACAAUCAAGAUGGAAGGAUUUGCGAACUGACCUAAUGCUAGUGCCUGCUGGACUAAAUCCUGAGAGGUUGGGUGGUGACUUCAAACAAGAAAUUCAAGUUCAUAGUGGAUUCUUAAGUGCAUAUGAUUCUGUAAGGAAUAGAAUCACUGCUCUUGUUAAAUAUGCCAUUGGAUACCUGGAUGAAGAACGCAGGGAUGAAGAAGAUGCAGAAAACAUACCUAAGUGGCAUAUAUAUGUGACUGGACAUAGUUUAGGUGGAGCACUAGCAACCCUUCUCGCUCUUGAACUUUCAUCAAGUCAAAUGGCCAAGAGUGGGGUCAUAUUCGUGACAAUGUACAACUUUGGCUCUCCUAGAGUCGGAAAUAGAAGGUUUGCUGAAGUCUACAAUGCGAAAGUGAAAGACAGCUGGAGAGUUGUCAAUCACCGUGAUAUCAUUCCUACAGUACCACGUCUUAUGGGUUAUUGCCAUGUGGAAGCACCGGUUUAUCUUAAAUUUGGAGAUCUAAAAGAUGCACUGGUAAAUGAGGAAAUUUUGGAUGAUGAAGGUGAUUCCAUAGGGGAGUACACCCCUGAUGUUCUUGUCAGUGAAUUUAUGAAAGGAGAAAAGCAACUUGUGGAAAAGCUACUUCAGACGGAAAUAAAUUUACUCCGGUCAAUCAGGGAUGGUUCGGCUCUUAUGCAGCACAUGGAAGACUUUUACUACGUCACACUUCUAGAGACGGUGAGAUCAAAGUACCAAACGGUCGAUAAUGCAAAUGAAGAGUACCGUCAGUUAAAUGCCUGAUCUUAGUAAAACUUUGUCCUUGAACCUCCCCAACCUGGGUUAUAAGUACUGCACUUGGAAUUUGGAAAGGGUCACAUGAAGCUUCCGUUGGCAGGUAGAUAUCAUGCAACGAAAGGAGAUCUUAUCCAGAAGAUGAUCAAAUUGGCUUGUCAUGGCACCCCUGCUGAAUCUAUGGCAUUUUAUUUCUCCUCUGGUGGUAGAAAGGAACAAGUAUAGGGGUUAUGGAUUUAUGGUCGAACUCGGAAGAAGCAUUACCCUUGGUAGUCAGAAGUUGUAUAAUAGAACUUCAAUUGAUCAGGACAGCUAUCAGAGGAUCCUCGCAUGCACAAAUUGCAAAUGGACUUGAAUGCACAUACCUGCACUGACCAAGCGUAAGUGGUGUAAUGGUCAUGCGUGCACCCUUCCGAACUGCGAUUUGUGUGCCAUUCGCGGGUUAUUUCUAUGUGAUAGGUUUGUGUAAUCAAACGUAAAGCCAUGGAAUAACGUCCUUCUAUUCUCUAAGUGCUUUGAACUGCAAGUUAAUAGAAGCUCAAGGAUCUUCUAGUGUAGGGAAACUUGCAAUGUUGGACGGCUGCAUCGGCAAGUAUGAAUUUCCAAGAAGCUAAGAAUAUACAGCUUGCACAUGUUCAUGAAGAUAUCACUAAGGUUAGGCCGUUCUAGUAAACGUGUCAACAAAUAUGUGGAGGUAUAUCCAGCCCCAGUUUGGGUUCUGGGAAAUUCUCAGAAGCCAUGGCGAGUAUACAGCUGCUGAGAAUCUGGAUAGCCCCGGUUUCCAUCUAUUAGUACUAGGUUAUUUCUUGAUUUAUAUAUACAGAUACUUUGGGAGGUGAGCUGAAGAUCAUAGGCGUAAAGCUCUCCUAAACAGAACCCAAGAGAUAAGAAAACAGAGGAAUCUCUGUGGCCACUAAAAAUGCAUGAUUCUAUUGAGCCGAUCAAGAUUUGUUCAGUCUGUUGUUUAUGUCGCCACGAC
Oryza brachyantha (malo sina) is the source of this 3653-nucleotide messenger RNA. RefSeq lists its product as uncharacterized. Bases 47 to 2683 code for a protein of 878 amino acids. The transcript has 19 exons. Gene Ontology annotation, biological process: lipid metabolic process. NCBI's taxonomy places the organism in Eukaryota, Viridiplantae, Streptophyta, Magnoliopsida, Poales, Poaceae. The record is from RefSeq and is a predicted model, not a curated record.